This is a messenger RNA of Caenorhabditis sp. 36 PRJEB53466, 8253 nucleotides long. Lineage: Eukaryota; Metazoa; Nematoda; Chromadorea; Rhabditida; Rhabditidae. The record is from the annotation of a GenBank genome assembly.
AUGGCGAACGAGCCUACGAGUGAGCAGGCGAAGGAGGCGAGGAAGGAGGUGCAAAAAGAGCAGCAGGAUCUGAUGGAGGAGCUCACUGAGUACGAUUACAUCACCCGAUUCUUCAAGAACAAGUGCUUCGCGUUUGCCGUACGUUUUUUCGCAAAAAAAUUCUGGAAAAGUCGGAUCAUUGACGAUUUUUCGUGAGAUUUCACAAAACUCCCAUUGUCUAGGAUGAUGACAAGCAAUUGCGAGUUUUUCUAGUUUAAUUAUUUUGACGCUAGGUUCUCCAUUCAAUUUUUCACCAAACAAGAGAGCUAAAUGUGAUUUUUUCAGGAUGAAGCCGAACAAACGUCGGCGAUUUCGUCGCUGAUCAACUGCGAGGACAAAUUCGUCGAAGCGUACAUGGUGACGGUCGGAAAAGUGUACCAGGAGAGCCGGAAACGCAUGUACCGACACUAUCGGCAUCUCGACACUUUUUACCAAUUUUUGACCUCCGGUAAGGGUCCUAAGCUGUAAACAACAUGGCGUAAUGGAAAACUGGAAGUUUUCCCCCAAACGUUCGAUAAAUGUUCCUUUUUCUCGAAUAAAGAGCAUUUUUUUAAUUUCUGAUUUUCAGAAGAGCCGCUGGUGGACCCUCAGUCUCACCGCUUCUCCACUUUGUUGGUGUUCAUUUGCCAAAUGCACACGAAUAUGUACAAAUUGAGAAGCGACGCGCUGACAUUGUGCGAAGCUGUUCGGCAGAUUAAAACGAGCAGGUGUGUUGCGAAAAAUAGGGAAAAAACGGGGUUUCCCUCAAAAUUAUUCAUUUUUAGAACCCAUUCGAGUUUUUUCCCGCUUCACAAAGCGGCGAGUUUCCACCGUGUGUGGCGGCACAUUGGCGAAAUUAUGUAUCAAUUUGCGACCGUCGACCAAUUGACGCAGAUUUAUCCGAAUUUGGAGAAGGAAUUUGUCGAAAUUCAAGAGUAAGCAACAAAUUCUCAAAAAAUGCGGUUCAACUCAAUUUUCACAGACGAGAGCGGAUACGUACGGAGAAGAUUCGGAAGUAUUACGGACAGGACAUCGAUGCCGACGUGGAAAGAUGCUACGAGGACGGGUCGAAGGCGCAGGAGGCGGCACAGAAAAUGAUUCUCAAGGGAAACUGCUUUAGGGUACGCUUUUCCGACAAAAUCAGCAUUCUAAGGAGGUCGGAAACUGCAUAAAUGGGUGCUACAACGAAGUCGAACUCGCACGGAAUAGAACUGUUACGAUUUGGAACUCGCAGUUACAUUUUAACGUUGCGAGUUCCAAAUCGUAACAGUUCCAUUCCGUGCGAGUUCUACUUCGUUGUAGCGCCCAGAAAUAUACCUCUUCGUUGUUUCUUAUCAACCCCAGGACGACAGAUUUUUCCGAUUUUUUGAAACAAACCAUGUUUUCUCCAGGUUCACACGGUCAACAUGUUCUCCGAUUGUCUAUUUCAUCCAUGUCAUGAUCUUUUUUCAUUGCUCACUGAAAAUAUUAUUGGGGCACCGGACAGAAAGGGCGCGCUGUUCGCAGUCUGGCCGAAUUUCUAGGCCGCGAAGUAAUUUCCCACUGAAAACGUGACCUAACUUUUUAAACUCGGUCCCGAGGUCGCUCAAUUUGCACUGCAAAAAGAGUUUCUCAACAGAGCGCCAUUUCUGUGCGGUGCCCCUAUAAUACAUUGUCAAAACUGGGCCAAAACCAUUAUUAAGUUUUUCCGCAGUGUCCGAUUAUUUUUAAAUUUUUCCAGAAUUCCAAUCGCUCGCUUUUCAACCAAUUCCCAAUCGGUUUUUGCAGAGCUUGUACGAGUCAUCCGGCGGUGAGAUAGACCUUAAUCAGAAUUUCGCCGGCGAAAUGAAGGAGGCCAUUUCGGAGAUGCUCAGCAACUGGGAAAAGGGCGUUGGUAAGGGAGGGAAACGGCGGAAUUUCAGAAUUUAUUCAUGUUCGUCAUUCAGGUCAGGACUGCAUGGACGUUCGUUUCUUCUGUGGAAUCUGCGCGCUCACCGUCUACUACUACCACCAUUUUUCGACGUGGGCCGACAAUUCGAUUGUCCGGAAAGUAGUGAACGCCUCGAGAAAGGUGCAAUACUAUCGAAUUCUGGGCGAGGAGAUCUUCAUUCCGUGCGAAUUUCUGCGCGUUCAAAUCUCAAGCAACAAUGUGAUCGAACCGAAAACCGCGGCGUGGAUCAAGAAGAUAGUCGACGAGGCGGAGACGUCGCCGAAGGAGAAGGUGGAGGAGAUGGUGAGGGAGACGAGGACGUACUGCGAAUACGCGAGACAGUGGACCGACGAGUUUGUCGAGAAGCAGAAGGAGCAGAUGAUCAGCAUCACGUACGGUAUCGUAUCCACCAUGGGACUCUCAAGACAUCAAAACAGCACCUUGCCCGAUUUCUUGAACAAAGAAAGUCGAAUAGACUGUUACAAUAUUGCCUCGUUAGCUGUUCUCAAUUGACUUCCUUUCAGGCCUGGGCCUGCGAUCCGGUUGGCGUUGACUGAGAAAUUGCAUAGCGAAAAAACGGUGGGCGAGGGAAACACGAUUUGCGCCCCAAGAGAGAGGGACGCAGACGCAAAACUGUCUCGCGUCUGUGUGUCUCUCUCUUGUGCCGCACGCAAAUCGCUGCUCUCUCGCCUUCCGUUUUUCUUUCCAGUCUGUUUUUAUAUUUAUUUUCAAUGGCAAGUCCUAAAGUACAAAGUCAUGAUUUUGUGCAGUAGGAUUUUACUUUGAACAUUAAUAUGUACUCAGGUGGAUACGAUUUUGCAACUCUUGAUAACACAUUUCAACUCGGCUCUGUCUUUUACUGUUUCACACAAUUCUAUUUUUUUUCGAGAAUUUUCCCAAGUAUACCGAACUUCAUUGCAGAAAACUGCCGCAAUGGGGUCGUGACGUGGCGGAUCUCUUUCUGAAGUGCAUCCGAAUUCUCGAUGUGCUCACGCGCAACCUCUACAUGAUAAUCCGCUCGAAGCGCGAUUCGGCGAGCUUCAAAAAGUUCGAGAUAGAUCGGCAAUGCGCGUACGCGAUUCUGUCGGCGAUCGAGGUGAUCAAACGGACUGAACUGUUCCUGCUCGCAAACUGGUCGACCGUCGAGGAGGGCACCUAUCUGGCGAGGGCCACGUGGCGCAAGACCAUGGCACGAAUUUUGGCGGACGCGCGGAAGGCCUACGUGGCGGCGAAGAGCAAGAAUGUGACGCAGAUCGAAGCGUCCACCAAACGAUCGUUCUACCACAUCGCCGAGGCGCAGUGCCUGAGUGAUAGUGCGUUUUUCGGGGGACUUUCCGCUCGUUUUCGUAACUACUGUAAUAGAAGGGCUCCUCAAUAUUGUCCAUUCAAGGCAAUGUAUCUCAGCUGCCGAUAAAGAUAUCACAAAGUUGUCAACUAAUGAAAUGUUCAACAAGAAAUUGCGUACAUUUUAUCAAGUGACAAUUUUUGAUAUCUCCACCGGCAGCUGACUAUGAGAUACAGUUCUCUGAAUAGACAAUAUUGUCUGUAAGAGCUAAACCUGGUGAAAUAGAGAAAAGUUACGAAAACGAGGAGUUUAAACAUAGCAUUGAGAAUUUCGGGAGAGCAAAAUGAUGGUUUUCAGUGAUUCCGUCAAGAAAUGUGGUGCUCGGAUUGGCGUUCGAAAUAGGAAAACUUGAGGUAACAAUUUAGGUAUUUUGUGAGUAUUUUCACUUUUUCCCUUGUUUUCAGACGCACAUGCCUCAAAGCAUGCGCAAAUUGGCCUACGAAGCCAUGGCGAAUUUGGAGUUGCUCAACUCACCGAAACAACUCUUGUCAAAGUUGGAAAAUUUUUACUUGGUUAUUUUAAGUACUUUAAAAAUGAACUUCAGAUCCGCCUGCACGGAUCUUUUGCUCCGACACAGUUGGCUUCCGCACCUCUAUUUCGAGUCGAUGAUCUUCAGAAAACCCGACGGCGCCUCUAUUGAGGUACUGUCCGUUUUUUGGGAACUUUUGAAAAAUGUUGACAAUUUUUAGGCCUUUACAGCUGCGUUGGGCGGAUUUGUAGAGGGUGCGCGGGAAACGGGCCAAUCGGUGAAACUGAUGACCAAAUUAAAGGAGACUGUUUAUCAGGUAGGCCAAUUUUUUGAAGAGUUUUCCGCAGUUCUCUUGGACUUCCAGACGCUCAUUCAAAAGUUGGGUGGUCUCAUCGACAUGGACCUCCGCGUGCUCGCCAAUCCCGAUUUGAAUGUCGGAGAGCUGUGAGCUUCGAAAAACCCUACGAAAAAUGCGCAUUUCCCCCAAUUUUUAAGCAAUUUCGCCGUCAAAAUCGGCGACGAAGACGUGGAUUACAUCAAUUUUCUGGCCAACGACCUGAGGAGGUUCCAAGUGUCGACGACUGUCGUCCCGAUUAAAGGUUUUACUGGGAAAUUUGAGACAUUUGAAAAAAAAAGUUCAGACGCGAUUCGCGACUGGCUUGAGGAUCACUGGUAUCAGAUGGGAAUGCUCGUACCGAACAGCGUGACGACGUACACGAAAAUGACCGAGUUGGCGGCGACCAAGUACGUGGUGGCCUAGGAUCCGACAAACGUUUCCAGUUCGAGAGAACUCAUAUUUAAAGGCCAUGCGUUGGCUUAGGAUCCAAAACAAUAAUAAGGGCCUAGUAAUUAACUGCUAUGGCCUGGGGUUCGAUAGAAAGCUAUUAAAAGCUCUAGAUAGACUAGAUGGUCUAGAAUCCCCUAAGACUACUAUUUUCUGGUCUAAAAUUCCCCGCUCUUCCAGAUACGGCCUGAAAAUGAUCGACGGCGACCUUCCGCGUUCCGACACCGACGACACGGUCGCGAUCAUGGACCUUCUGCGCAACUUCUCGAAGUUCGUCACCAACUACUCGUACUUCAGCCAGGGCUACAUGUUCGUCGAGAAGACGUCCGACUCGAAACGUCUGCACACGAUCCGCGUGUCGGAUCUGCGACGGGCGGUGCGGAAGCACGGCUGCGGAAUGCUCCCGACGGCCGUCAACGCCGCCUACAUGCUGAUCCGCCACAAGCUGCAGACGUUCCUCAAUUUUCUCGCCGAGGACAAUGUGCGGAUGACGGUGCAGAAGUAUCUGCACGAGUUAGAUGCGAGCAAAUCGGACACCGGCAAAAAACGGUCGCACUACAAAGUCUCGUGGGCCGCCCAUGUGCUCAAAUCGCUGGCGAAAGCGGCGCAUCAGGGCACCGCCUACGCGGGAAGCGUCGAGAGCGUUGGCACGGACGGUGCGGAGAUGAAGGAGGACGAGAUCACGUACACGUAUUUCGACAAGUUCCGCAGUGUGAUCACGCAAAUCGGCAACGCGAUUAGUCUGGUCCGCGUCCUGUGCCAGGCAGUACGCGAGAACGGCUUCUCGAAUCAGGAGGUGUUCCCGUUCGUCAAACGCUACAUGGACGAUCUCGAGUCGGCCACGCGCGGUCUCAUCCUCACCAACCGGCGGGACCGUCCGAUCAACGUGAACAAAGUGCACGUCGUGCACCGACUCGGCCUCGUCCGUGAAAUGUUCGAAAAAGUGGGCGAGCAUCAGAAUUUCGCGAAAAUGCUGUGCAUCGAGUUUAAAACGCUGCUGCUGCGCUCGAAGGUUCCUGAAGACAAGAUCUCGCCGAUCGAGCACUUCCACGGAGUGAUCCCGGCGCUCACAGUGUCCUACGUCAAUUAUAUGAUGGCGCACGAGAACCGCGUGCGGAAGGUGUUCGCACUCAAAAACAACAAGGAUUUGGUGGUGGUCGACGACGGAUUCGCCGCCGGAAUCGCCUUCCUGCUGCACGUCGUCAACGGAUGGGAGGACUUUAACAAGUUGGGCUGGUUCGACACCUACAUGACGUGAGUGAGACAUUUGGAAAUUGUGGAAUAAUUUGAAAUUUUUUGAGUUUUCUUUAAAAAUCGAGCAGAAUUUUGGUGUUAAGCAUUGUUUGCUCAAAUUGGGUGAGCGGAGCCUAUCCAGUUCCCUUUACUCUGGCAAUUCGAUAUUAAUCUAUUAUAGGAGCACCGGACAGAAAGGGCGCGCUGUUCGCAAUCUGGGCGAAUUUCUAGGCCGCGAAGUAAUUUUCCACUGAAAACGUGGCCUAACUUUUCAAACUCGGCCCCGAGGUCGCUCAAUUUGCGCUGCAAAAAUACUUUCUCAACAGAGCGCCAUUCCAUAUUUUUUUCGUUACAGAAUGAAGCAGCACGAUUUGAAGACGCAAAGGGAAAACCGUCAAAUCACGCAGGCGGUCAGUCUGAAAAUCGAACGUCUUCAGAUGGAGCUGAAAAUUCUGACCCGUCUGAAAAUGAAUUUCGGCAUUCAAUUCAACCUAUUUGCCCCGUAUUAAUGUCUUUUUCUUCUUCAUCAUCAUCAUCUAAACAACUCACUUUCCCCGCUCAUUCCGUUGCCCCCUGGUUUCCAGCUACAGUCUAGCCAACUACUCAAUAACAAACAUAUUUUCAUGUUUUAUUUACUAUAUUUAUGUUCUAAUUCGCUAUUUUCGUCUAUUUUCCUAUCCUCUCAACAAUGCGUUUUUCCUUGACACUUGAGUAAUUUGUUAACAUAAACUCAUCAGAAUCAUCUGUAAAUCCUCAAUUUUCGAAUAUUGUGUGUUCAAGUUAAAUUCUCCCUCUCUAUUUUGACCUCGAUUCCAUUCAGAUACCCAGAUAUUAUCCACAGUCGAAAUGACGGCGUAUGUGGGACGAGCGUGGUCGAUGCUGCGAUUCUACACGGACUUCGCCUUCGCCGGAGUCGCCUAUCUGGUGAACUCGAAAGCGCAUCGGUAGGGAAGUUCUUGUGACUUGUACCAUUUUCUGACAGAUACAAAUUGCCUAAAAUCAUCAUUUUUGUUUGUGUAGCCACACGGCCUACACUGUUCCCGAAAAGAGACGAUAGGCGCAGAACAGAAGACUUGUUAUCGAUUGAUUUGUGAUUUUUGCAUUGUGACCACUCUUCUUCGGGUUCAUUGGAUCUCACAACGAUAUUUACGAGUUUUCCUCUUUUGCUGACUGUUUUUGCACUAAUAUUUAGUCGAAUGCAACAGUGGGAGACCUGGAGAACUUGUAGCGAUCGCUGUGAGGCCACUAAUUUGAAAUUUACAAUAUUCUCUAGUCUCGCAACGAUUUUCUCAAGUUUCUCUAAGCUUCAAACAUGAAUUCAAGGCUGACAUUGCUGGAAAUACAGUGAUCUCGGUCGAAGACGCGUGGAACGGGAUCCAGAAAACUUUUGAAAGCCGUUGGGAGGCCGCUGAGCUACGCUACUAACAAUGUUUUCCUUCGAUAUCUUAUUUUUCCAUGUAAAAUGCUCCUGCCACGAAAACCGCCUAUUUUUGCAGAGCAAUGCCCUCCCUCGCCCACGUGGAACCCAUUGAAAAGUUGUCGGCGGCGGUGACUCGAGUGCUCGGCCACAACCCGGGACCUUUCACCCUUCAGGGCACCAACACGUACCUCCUGGGCACUGGCGAUCGGUGCGAAUACUGUCCAUUUCCACGUGUGCAUCCAUUCCAGACAAUUCCAGACGAAUCCUGAUCGACACUGGCGAACCCGACACGUCCGAGUACAUUACGGCGCUGAAAUCGGUGCUCGCGGCGACGAACUCUCGCAUUGAGUGCAUCGUGAUCACGCAUUGGCACGGCGAUCACGUCGGCGGAAUCGACAAUAUCACUGAGGAGAUUCUCGAGAAGAAGCCGGUGCCCAUCUACAAAAUGCAGAGAGCCGCCGACGAAGGCGUCGAGCGCUUCCAGUACGUCGACGACGGAUUCCGCGUGGCCGUCGACGGAGCCUCUUUGAAGUGAGAACACUGAUUUUUUGAGAAACGAUCGCUUUUCAAAAACUCGAAACCAUAGCCUUUUUCAAAUGUCUCGCUUUGCAGGUUCAUCGCCACGCCGGGCCACACGGCCGACCACUUCUCGCUUUGGCUGGAAGAAGAGGAGGCCGUGUUCUCGGGAGAUUGCAUCCUCGGCGAAGGAACCACCGUCUUCGAGGACCUCCACGACUACAUGACCUCUUUGGAGAAGAUCAAGGCGUUGCGCGCGAAACGGAUUUAUCCGGGCCACGGACCCGUCAUCGAUAAGGUCGACGCGAAAGUGGAGGAGUACAUCGAGCACCGGAUGAAGCGCGAGCGGGAGAUUGUGGCGGUGCUGCGGGCGCACGAGGAGGUGACCAGCAUGGAAGUCACCAACACCGUCUACAGCGAUUCCCCGUGGGCGGUACGGCUCGCCGCACUCAACAAUGUGAAGUUGGUGCUGAAGAAGUUGCAGAAGGACGGCGUCGUCGCGAAUCCCUACUUUGAGACUUUCAAAUGGAUCGGGCCCAAGGAAGCCGCUAAUUUGUAG